Molecule: messenger RNA, 1921 nt
Organism: Brachypodium distachyon (stiff brome)
Lineage: Eukaryota; Viridiplantae; Streptophyta; Magnoliopsida; Poales; Poaceae
Product: probable mannan synthase 9
Exons: 9
Coding region: 16-1482 (488 amino acids)
Cellular component (GO): Golgi apparatus
Molecular function (GO): mannan synthase activity
Source: RefSeq, a predicted model, not a curated record
GCGCUCUGCCUCGCCAUGUCCGUGAUGCUCUUCGUCGAGAAGGCCUACAUGGCCGCCGUCAUCCUCGCCAUGCGCCUGUUCCGCCGCUGCCGCCCCGAGCGCCAGUACCGCUGGGAGCCCAUGCGCGAAGACGAAGGCGACGACCUCGAGCUCGGCGGCAAUGGCGACUACCCCGUGGUGCUCGUCCAGAUCCCCAUGUACAACGAGCGCGAGGUGUACCAGCUGUCGAUCGGGGCGGCGUGCGGGCUGUCGUGGCCGUCGGAUCGGAUCAUCGUGCAGGUGCUCGACGACUCGACGGACCCCGCCAUCAAGGAGCUGGUGCAGGUGGAGUGCCAGCGGUGGGCUCGGAAGGGCGUGAACAUCAAGUACGAGAUCCGGGAGAACCGGCGGGGCUACAAGGCCGGCGCCCUCAAGGAAGGCAUGAAGCACAGCUACGUCAGGGACUGCGACCUCGUCGCCAUCUUCGACGCCGACUUCCAACCCGACGCCGACUUCCUCCGCCGCGCCGUCCCCUUCCUCGUCCACAACCCCGACGUCGCGCUCGUCCAGGCCCGAUGGAAAUUCGUGAACGCGGAUGAAUGCUUGAUGACAAGGAUGCAGGAGAUGUCUCUGGACUACCACUUCACGGUGGAGCAAGUAGUAGGCUCCUCCAUCUAUGCCUUCUUCGGCUUCAAUGGUACCGCUGGCGUGUGGCGAAUUGCUGCUGUGAAUGAGGCAGGUGGCUGGAAGGACCGAACCACGGUUGAGGACAUGGAUCUGGCAGUCCGAGCAAGCCUCAAGGGGUGGAAGUUUGUAUUCCUGGGUGAUCUCAUGGUCAAAAGUGAGCUCCCGAGCACAUUCAAAGCGUUCCGGUACCAGCAGCAUAGAUGGUCGUGCGGGCCCGCAAAUCUGUUCAGGAAAAUGUUGAUGGACAUUGUCAGGAAUAAGAAAGUGACGCUGUGGAGGAAGAUCCAUGUCAUCUACAACUUCUUCUUGGUGCGCAAGAUUAUCGGGCACGUUGUGACCUUUGUGUUCUGCUGCCUUGUUAUCCCGGCCACAGUCUUAGUUCCCGAGGUUGAGAUACCAAAGUGGGGUUACAUCUAUAUUCCCAGCAUCAUCACCCUUCUCAAUGCUGUUGGGACUCCAAGGUCUGUUCACUUACUUGUCUUCUGGACUCUGUUUGAAAAUGUCAUGUCAUUGCAUAGAACAAAGGCCACCUUCAUUGGUCUAUUGGAGAUAGGUAGAGUGAACGAAUGGGUGGUGACAGAAAAGCUUGGCGACGCUCUGAAGAUGAAAACGCCAAGCAAAGUUCCCAAGAAGCUACGGAUGAGGAUAGGAGAAAGGUUGCAUCUCCUGGAGCUUGGUGUUGCAGCUUACCUCUUCUUUUGCGGAUGCUAUGACAUUUCAUUCGGGAACAACCAUUACUUCAUCUUUCUGUUUAUGCAAUCCAUCACUUUCUUCGUUGUCGGUGUGGGAUAUGUCGGGACAUUUGUCCCGCACUGAUAACAUAAGCAUGAUGAGGGUAUCCGUCUUCAAUUUACAACUGUCUUCAACCCUUUCGUCUCAUGGUUAUAAACCACAUGAAAGAUAACAUCAGGCAGCCUUCUGUUGGGUGUAAUGUUGUCAGAAAAAUCCAGUGUAAAAGCACUGCAAGACAAGAAAUCGAUAUGUAGGUGGUUUUAGCUGCUAGGAGUGUGGUGAAGCACCGAAGCUCAUGAGAUCGGUGAUGAUCAAGCAGGCUGUCUAGAGUCUCUGCAUCACCGUAACAAGUAGAUAAAAAAUUCCUCAAGUUUCAUCCAUUCUUAGCAGGAAGAUUCGUUGUGACAAGAAAAUAAAAUGACUGGUACCUGCACAUCUUCAGUUAUUUCUUUUACCAUUUCUUUCUCCUGUGUCAAUGUAAAGUGCAAUAAUAAACAUAGGAAAUCGGGCAGAUUUCAUCUCA